Brassicogethes aeneus is the source of this 1926-nucleotide messenger RNA. The record is from the annotation of a GenBank genome assembly. NCBI's taxonomy places the organism in Eukaryota, Metazoa, Arthropoda, Insecta, Coleoptera, Nitidulidae.
ACUUUAAUUAAAAUUACUCUAGAAUAUUAGUUGUGGGGUUUAAAGUGUAUUAAUUUAAAAUCUACAAUGGCAACAGGUGGAAACUUAGCACUACUCUCAGUUUCCGACAAAAGGGGAAUUUUGCAAUUGGGUAAAAGUCUUUCAGAUUUAGGCUUUACUUUGGUUGCUAGUGGGGGCACGGCAAAAAGCCUUAGGGAUUCUGGUUUACAAGUUAAGGAUGUUUCCGAAAUUUCCGGCGCUCCAGAAAUCCUGGGAGGAAGAGUUAAAACUCUCCACCCAGUGGUACAUGGAGGAAUUUUGGCAAGAUCAAUUCCAUCUGACCAAGCCGACUUGAAAAAACAAAACAUUGAUAUGAUUCGCAUUGUUGUGUGCAAUUUGUAUCCAUUUGUUGAAACUGUAUCCAAACCUGAUGUAACCAUAGCAGACGCAGUUGAAAAUAUUGAUAUUGGUGGUGUUACUUUACUUAGAGCUGCUGCCAAAAAUCACGCUAGAGUGACCAUCAUUUGUGAUCCAUCAGAUUAUGAUAAGGUCAUUCAAGAAAUUAAAACUUCUCCAAACAAAGACACCACCGAACAAACCAAACAAAGUUUGGCUUUGAAAGCCUUCACCCACACUUCCGAAUAUGACCUUGCCAUCACUGAUUACUUAAGAAAACAGUAUUCUGCUAAUGAGUCUCAAAUCACCCUAAGAUAUGGCAUGAACCCUCACCAAAAACCAGCACAAAUUUUCACCAAUUUACCUAAUUUACCAUUGAAAGUUGUAAAUGGCUCUCCCGGAUUUAUUAACCUCUGUGACGCCUUAAACGGCUGGCAAUUGGUUAAGGAACUUAAAGAAGCUUUGGGAUUACCAGCUGCAACCAGUUUUAAACAUGUUUCUCCAGCUGGAGCCGCCGUAGGAAUUCCAUUGAACAAUGAACAGGCUAAAGUGUGUAUGGUAGAUGACUUGAUUGGUGAAUUGACACCAUUGGCUCUUGCCUAUGCUAGAGCAAGGGGAGCAGACCGUAUGUCUUCGUUUGGAGAUUUUGUCGCUCUUUCAGACGUUUGCGAUAAAGCCACAGCUAGACUUAUUUCCAGAGAAGUAUCCGACGGUAUUAUAGCCCCUGGAUAUACCGCCGAUGCCCUUGCAUUGCUUAGCAAAAAGAAAAAUGGAAAUUACUGUGUCUUGCAGAUUGAUCCUACCUAUGCUCCAAGCCCAAUUGAAAGAAAAAUACUCUUUGGUCUUACUUUGGAACAACAAAGAAACAAUGCUGUAAUCAAUUCAUCUCUCUUUCAAAAUGUCGUCACUGACAACAAGAAUCUUCCAGAAUCCGCUCAAAGAGACUUAAUUGUUGCCACAAUUGCUCUAAAAUACACACAGAGUAACUCGGUAUGCUAUGCCAAGGAUGGUCAAGUUGUUGGUAUUGGUGCUGGUCAACAAUCCAGAAUCCACUGCACCAGAUUGGCAGGUGAUAAGGCGGACAACUGGUGGUUGAGACAACACCCUAAAGUAUUGAACAUGAAGUUCAAGAAAGGUGUAAAGAGGGCUGAAAUCUCAAAUGCCAUUGAUAAUUAUGUAAAUAACACUGUGGGCAAGGACAUGGACAGGAAAGUGUUUGAAGCAAUGUAUGAAGAAGUACCUGUACCUCUUAGCGACUCUGAGCGCAGAACCUGGUUGGACAAGUUGACCGGAGUGGCUUUGGCAUCUGACGCCUUCUUCCCAUUCAGAGAUAAUAUUGACAGAGCCAGACUUAGUGGAGUUUCUUUUAUUGGAAGUCCUUCAGGCUCCACCAACGAUGCUGAAGUCAUUAAAGCCUGUAAUGAACAUAAAAUCACUUUAGCGCACACAAACUUGCGGCUUUUCCAUCAUUAAUUUUUUCUUUAUAUUAAGUUUUCUUAUAUUAUACAAAAUUGUAUUAUUUUUUAAAUAAAUGUUAUAUUUUUAUGCCAA